Molecule: messenger RNA, 192 nt
Organism: Staurois parvus
Lineage: Eukaryota; Metazoa; Chordata; Amphibia; Anura; Ranidae
Source: the annotation of a GenBank genome assembly
ACCCAACUUAAAAUUUUCACCUGUGAAUACUGCAAUAAAGUCUUUAAGUUCAAGCACUCGCUGCAAGCCCACCUGCGAAUCCACACCAACGAAAAGCCUUAUAAGUGCCCGCUCUGCAACUAUGCCAGUGCCAUCAAGGCCAACCUCAGUGUCCACAUGAGGAAGCACACGGGGGGAAAAGUUCAGUUGUGA